This is a messenger RNA of Planococcus citri (citrus mealybug), 1140 nucleotides long. Its product is annotated as phosphatidylethanolamine-binding protein homolog F40A3.3-like. The coding region runs from base 77 to 1000 and encodes 307 amino acids. The transcript is spliced from 8 exons. Lineage: Eukaryota; Metazoa; Arthropoda; Insecta; Hemiptera; Pseudococcidae. The record is from RefSeq and is a predicted model, not a curated record.
CGUUCAGAGAUAGAUAUUCGUUUAGGUAUUGAUUACCUACUUCCAUCACGUUGAAUUGAUUCAUGAUUUAUUUUUCAUGAACCAAGCAAUGACGAGCUUAUAUUUUAAUCUUUGUAUAAUAUUAACCUGCAUCCCAGGUUUCAUUUGCCCUCGUCCAACUAAAUCUCGAAUCAUAAAAGCACCCAAAUCAUUCAACCUGAGUCAAGUCCUCUACGAAGAAUAUGUCCAUCCGGAUAUUAUUCCUUACAUACCACCGAACGUUUGUAAUUUACAUUAUGACAUAGAAGAACCGGUUGGUAAUAAUACCAAAAUUCCAUUCGAAUUGAUUAAACUAAACCCACCCAAAGUAACGUGGCCAUUUAAACACGGAGCCAAGCAUACUUUAGCCAUGAUAGAUUUAGAUAAUCACAGUUUCGAAGUAUACGACGUCAAAGAAGUUUUCAUCUGGCUGGUGACAGAUAUUCCAAGAAAUGAUAUAGAUGAAGGUCGAGUGGUGUAUUCGUAUUUUGGAGAUGAUCACGAACCUAGGAGAGGAAUUCAUCGCGUCCUUGUGUUGGUUUAUGAGCAGAAUCAUGUCCCAUUGAUACCACAUCUUGAUAAGGUUCUAUUGCAACUACGCUGGCUGUACAGAAUACACGAGUUUGCCCUGAAAUACAACCUAACGACGCCGCCUGUGGCUGGUAACUUUUUUAAAAUGGAAGUCAGAAGACCACGUUCUUACACAAAAUCUAUGGAAUUCGCUCGUUACGACGGAGAUGGGUUCUCAGGCAGAGAAGACGAAUACGCUGAAGGUUUUACUCGCUCGACUAUCGAUCUGUACUUAGGAGUUGAUCCCAAAAUCAUAAAAGAAGGCCUCAGACCAGUUUUAAAGAAGAUAAGAGCGUUUAUUACGAAAGUGGAUCGUCUCACCAGGUUUCCAACGAGUCCAAAUCCUGAUAAUCCUUAUGAUGAAAGUAAAAUUGACUGGUCUUUGAAGGAUUCAGAUGAUGUGAAUAAAUAAGUGUUUUUUGGGUAUUUUGUCGAGUCAACGCAAUCAGCACAAAAAUUUAAAGAAAAAAUCGUCAAUGGGGACGAGCGACGUUGAAAAUUUUUAUUUCCAGAAUGUAAAGUGGCCAAAAUAAAGUAUUGUUGUAACUCUUC